AUGGAGCAAGGCACUUCGCACUCCUGCGUAGCCCUUCAAGGUGCCUGGCUUCGAGAGUUUCCCCGAGUAUACAUCAACCACCCAUCCUCCCAGACCCCCAAUCGCCUUCAAGUCUUAACAGUUGCCACUCAACUAUACUAUACACCCCCGUCGACAUACAAUAUGCGUGUCUCUACUUUCAUCGUCGCUCUCGCGACUACUCUGGCUGUUGAGUCGGCUGCGAACAAGAUUAACAUGUCUUGCCUGUUCGCAGCCGAUCGUACCGGCAUGAUACAGUACCCUUUCUGUUGUCGUGACAUGAAGCCUGCGAGAGGCAAUCCAAAGGCGAAUGAGGCCCUGGAUUGCCAGCAAUUGACCGAACCUCAGCUAUGCGAGGAUCAGUCGCGUCCUGCUUGCUGCUAUACUGUUGGCCCCAAGAAGAUUUGUACCUCGCACGUUAUCUUCCAGAAUGCCGAGGACGUUUGA
Messenger RNA from Penicillium daleae, 465 nucleotides. RefSeq lists its product as uncharacterized. Bases 1 to 465 code for a protein of 154 amino acids. NCBI's taxonomy places the organism in Eukaryota, Fungi, Ascomycota, Eurotiomycetes, Eurotiales, Aspergillaceae. The record is from RefSeq and is a predicted model, not a curated record. The transcript has 3 exons.